AUGGAGGAUGUAUUCAGUUGUCUUUACCGCGGACAUCGAGAAGAUGUUUCGGCGGAUAUGGAUCCAUCCAGAGGAUUAAACAUUCCAAAAAAUUCUAUGGCGAGAGAGUCACGAUCAGGAGCGAUAUGCACGUUACUUCAGUUAGCGGAGGAUGAGGGUGAUAACUUUCCCCUCGCUUCUCAAAUUCUACGGAAAGAGAUUUACGUCGAUGACGUACUAUCAGGGGCAGAUGACGUUAGCUCAGCGAGGAAAAAGCGCAGACAGGUAGACUUAUUGUUGCAGGCAGGAGGUUUCACCCUGAAAAAGUGGGUGUCAAAUGUAGGGGAAGUUUUAGAGGGUGUUCCCACUGAUCAUCGAGAGGACGCUACUUAUCUUCUACUCAAUCAGGAUCCAUCCUUUCGUGCUCUUGGCAUUUUAUGGCAGCCGUCGUCCAAUUUUUUACGUUUUCAGAUCGACCCAUUGUCGGAGAGGAGUCGGAUUACAAAACGAACGGUAUUUUCUGAGAUAGCUCGUAUACUCGAUCCAUUGGGAUGGCUAGCACCAGUCAUCGUCAAGGCCAAGAUGUUCAUGCAGAGUCUAUGGGCUCUCAAGAUAAAGUUUAGAAACGACUUGUCUGAUCUUUCAACUUUAUCCAUACCACGUUGGUUGGCAACUACCUCUUCCAGCUAUUGUGAACUUCACAGAUUAGGAGAUGCCUCAGAAAAAGCAAUAGGAGUUGUUAUAUAUCUUCGUGUCACAUCACCUUCGAAUCUAACUCGUGUUACUCUUGUCAUGGCUAAGACGAAAGUGGCUCGAUUAAAGGAGACCUCAAUUCCUAGGCUCGAAUUGUGUGCCGCUGUUUUACUGGUAAAGUUGAUGUCACAUGUACAGUCGGUCCUGAGUCUCCCGGACUCAGCCCCGAUACAUCUUUGGUCCGAUUCGGAAAACACUUUGGACUGGAUUCGAGUUCCACCGCUUCGAUGGAAGACCUAUAUCUCUAAUAGAGUUUCGGAAAUUCAGCGUGUUCUACCAGCGGCGGCUUGGCAUCAUGUUCCUGGAACGGAUAAUCAUGCCGAUUGUGCAUCACGAGGCCUCACACCGAUUCGAUUAGAACAUCAUCUUCUAUGGUGGCAAGGACCAGUUUGGUUGGCCAGACCUGAGCUUCUGUGGCCAAAUUUAACUGAAGCUAGAGACCCAUCUGUUGAUAGGGAGGAACGAGAUAUCACCCAUUCUGCACUAGUCGAUCAUGAAACACCUUGGCGGCUCCUGACUCAAUAUUCUUCGCUUAGAAAACUGUUAAGAUUCACUGCUAUCUGUUUGCAGUUCGUGGAUCGGCUUCGUAGAAAGCAUUUCGAACGGCCGCCUUGUCAUCCGACGACGACAUAUCUUAAAUUGGCCCUACAAAAGUUGAUCGGCCAGAUUCAGCAAAAAACCUUCCCUAAGGUCAUCAUCAAGGUACAAAGACAAUUACCUGUUUCGAAAUCGAGUCCAUUAUUGAAGCUACUACCUUUUUUGGACUCUAAUGGAAUAUUGAGAUUAGGAGGUCCACUGACUCAUGCUGUACUAGAUUACGAGGAGAGAUGUCCAUACAUCUUACCUAAGGACUCACCGUUAACGACCUUGAUUGUAAGGAAUGGACAUCAGUUCAUGCUACACGGUAGUCCUCAACUAACAUUGUCUUAUUUAAGGAGAAGCUUAUUGGAUCCUCUCUGGUCGUACGGCUGUGAAAAGUGUGUUGUCUCGAUGUCUGAUCUGCGCGAGACAUCGAGCAAACCCUUGUAG
This is a messenger RNA of Belonocnema kinseyi, 1761 nucleotides long. RefSeq lists its product as uncharacterized. The record is from RefSeq and is a predicted model, not a curated record. Lineage: Eukaryota; Metazoa; Arthropoda; Insecta; Hymenoptera; Cynipidae. The coding region runs from base 1 to 1761 and encodes 586 amino acids. The transcript has 3 exons.